Messenger RNA from Sus scrofa (pig), 4739 nucleotides. The record is from RefSeq and is a predicted model, not a curated record. NCBI's taxonomy places the organism in Eukaryota, Metazoa, Chordata, Mammalia, Artiodactyla, Suidae.
GAUUGUGUGUGUAAAACACUCCGUCGUGGCUGAAGCAUAGAAGUCAGGCGUAGAAGAAAAGCAAGGGCUGGACACUGGGGUGUGUUGUUCCUAAAGUGGUCGUGGAGGAAGGAUGGCACAGAACCAGAAGGCGUGGGUACAGAGGAGAUGCCAGCACCCAAAGUGAAGGGCAAGCUAGACUCAAAGGAUGAAGGCAUUGGCGGUCACGGAGGAUGGAUGUCAGCAGGCUGAAUCGGGGUAGAUGGGGCGGGAGGAAUCCAGCCAGCCCCGUGGGGAGAAAAAGUCCAACCUCCGCAGGCGUUCCGGGCAGCCGGGCGGACCUCCCAGACUUGGGCUGGGGCGGGCACCGACGGAGCGGCCCUGCCCACACCGCGGCUCCCCUAGACAGGCCAGCUCGAGAUGCGGCGGCUGCUGCUGCUCGUGCCCCUGCUGCUGGCCCCGGCGCCUGGGUCCUCGGUUCCCAAGGUGAAGCAGCAGAGCGACAGCUGGGGCUCCUGGGGUAACUGGAGCCCCUGCAGCCGGACCUGUGGAGGGGGCAUCAGCUUCCGGGAGCGCCCCUGCCACUCCCAGAGGAGAGAUGGGGUCUCUGGCUGCGUGGGCCCCACGCGGAGCCACCGCACCUGCCGCACUGAGAGCUGCCCGGAAGGCGCCCGAGACUUCCGGGCGGAGCAGUGCUCAGAGUUCGACGGCCAGGAGUUCCAGGGGCGGCGGUACAAGUGGCUGCCCUACUAUGCGGCCCCAAACAAAUGUGAACUGAACUGCAUUCCCAAGGGGGAGAGCUUCUACUAUAAGCACAGGGAGGCUGUCGUAGACGGGACACCCUGUGAGCCUGGCAAAAGGGACAUCUGUGUGGAUGGCAGCUGCCGGGUUGUCGGCUGUGACCAUAACCUGGACUCGUCAAAGCAGGAGGACAAGUGUCUGCAGUGUGGGGGUGAUGGCACCACCUGCUACCCCGUCACAGGUGUCUUUGAUGCCAAUGACCUCAGCAGAGGCUACAACCAGAUCCUCAUAGUUCCCAUGGGGGCCACCAGCAUCCGCAUCGAGGAGGCGGCUGCCAGCAGGAAUUUCCUGGCGGUGAAGAGCGUGCAUGGUGACUACUACCUCAACGGGCACUGGACCAUCGAGGGCGCCCGGGCCCUGCCCGUGGCCAGCACCGUCCUGCACUAUGAGCGGGGAGCUGAGGGGGACCUGGUGCCUGAGCGGCUCCAUGCCCGUGGCCCCACCUCGGAGCCCCUGGUCAUUGAGCUCAUCAGCCAGGAGCCCAACCCCGGUGUCCGCUUUGAGUACCACCUGCCCCUGAGCGCUCCCCGGCCCGGCUUCAGCUGGAGCCACGGCUCCUGGGGUGACUGCAGCGCCGAGUGUGGUGGAGGUGAGGGCAACCGCCUGGUGUUCUGCACCAUUGACAACGAGGCCUAUCCUGACCACAUGUGCCAGCACCAGCCACGGCCAGCUGACCGCCGCCCCUGCAGCCCUCAGCCCUGCCCACACACCAAGCGCUGGAAGACAGGGCCCUGGACGCCCUGCUCAGCCUCCUGUGGGGGUGGCUCCCAGUCCCGCUCUGUCUUCUGCAUCUCAUCUGACGGGGCCGGCGUUCAGGAGGCCACGGAGGAUGCUGAGUGUGCAGGCCUGCCUGGGAAGCCCCCUACCACGCAGGCCUGCAACAUGCAGCGCUGCGCAGUCUGGAGAACGGAGCCCUGGGGAGAGUGCUCUGUCAGCUGCGGUGCCGGGGUCCGGAGGCGGAGUGUCACCUGCCAGGGUGACGAGGGGUCUCUGCUCCAUGCCACAGAAUGCUCCUUGGGGGACCGUCCCCCCCUCACUGAGCCCUGUGUGCGUGACGACUGUCCCCCUCUCAGUGACCAGGCCUGGCAUGUAGGCGCCUGGGGUCUAUGCUCCCAGAGCUGCAGCUCGGGCACUCGGAGGCGCCAGGUCAUCUGCGCCACAGGGCCGCCCAGCCACUGCAGGAGCCUGCAGUGGUCGAAGCCUGCGGAUGUGGAGCCCUGUAACACGCAGCCCUGCCAUCUUCCUCCAGAGGUCCCCAGCAUCCAGGAUGCGCACACCAGCCCCAGGGACCCCUGGAUGUCUCUGGGCCCUCGAGAGGCCCCCGCCUCAGAUUUCAGAGGCCAGAGGUGGGCACCCCGGGAGCAGCCGUCAGCUCGGGGUAACCCCAGAGGAGACCAGAGUCCACACCUGUUGGCCCGGGGCCCAGCCCCAUCUCUGCAGCACCCCUCGUACCGGCAGCCCCUGUGGUCGGGCUCAGGGCCCCAGGACUGCAGACACAGCCCCCACGGGUGCUGCCCUGAUGGCCACACCACGUCUCUUGGGCCGCAGUGGCAAGGCUGCCCUGGGGCCUCAUGUCAUCAGAGCAGGUUUGGGUGCUGCCCUGACGGGGUGUCUGUGGCUGAGGGGCCCCAUCAAGCUGGCUGCUCGAGGUCUUAUGGACGUGACAACACCGGGAGCAGGCCAGGGUCAAGAGCAGUGGCUUCCACAGCCCCCAAAGCCCGCCAGCCCCAGGCCCAGCAGAAUGAGCCCAGUGAGUGUCGGGCUUCCCAGUUCGGCUGUUGCUAUGACAAUGUGGCCUCUGCGGCCGGCCCUCUUGGGGAAGGCUGUGUGGGCCAGCCCAGCUACGCAUACCCUGUGCGGUGCCUGCUGCCCAGCGCCCACGGCUCCUGCACAGACUGGGCUGCCCGCUGGUACUUCAUUGCCUCUGUGGGCCAGUGUAAUCGGUUCUGGUACGGCGGCUGCCAUGGCAACGCCAAUAACUUCGCCUCGGAGGAGGCGUGCAUGAAUAGCUGCCGAGGACCUCAGCAUGGACCCCGCCGAUCUGGGCCUGGGGCCUCUGGCCAGAGCAUCCACAGAGAUGGCGGUGGCAGUGGUCCUGGGGGCCAGCAGGAGGCCGGCCGGCAUGGGACGGGGCCCAAGGUCCAAAGGAAGCCCUUGCCUUCUGGUGGCCCCUGGUGGCGAGACCGAGAAUCGGGGCUGGGGGCCGUGGACCACAGACAGGCCUUUGGAGAAUGGCACCAGGGCCAGGAGCUUGGGCCCAGUGCCCCCGGACUGGGCAGCGACACAAGACGACACGUGCCACCUUCCCACAGCAACUCCUACAGGAUUGCCCUGGUGGGCUCGGAGUCCUCCCUGGUGCAGGCAGCCCUGGGGCAGGUGGUGCGGCUCUUCUGCCCUGAUGACACCUCCUUGGACACCAGGUGGCAGAAGGAUGGGCGGCCUGUCUCCUCUGACAGGCACAAGUUGCAGCCUGAUGGCUCCCUGGUCAUCAGCCCCCUGCGGGCGGAGGAUGCUGGCAUCUACAGCUGUGGCAGCACCAGGCCAGACCGUGACUCUGGGAAGAUCCGGCUUCGCAUCACAGGGGAUGACAUGGCCGUGCUGUCUGAGGCUGAGACAAGGCACUUCCCUCAGACGAGGGACCCCAGCCUGGAGGGGGAUGCUGGGAGCCUGGGGGCCGUCUCCUCCUCGCACCCACAGCCCACGACCAGGCUGCGUCUGGAUCGGAACCAGCCUCGGGUAGUGGAUGCCCAUCCAGGCCAGCGGACUCGGCUGACCUGUCGCGCUGAGGGCUUCCCACCUGCAGCCAUUGAGUGGCAGAGAGACGGGCAGCCCCUUUCUUCUCCCAGACACCAAGUGCAGCCCGAUGGCUCUCUGGUCAUCAGCCAUGUGGCUGUGGAAGACGGCGGCUUCUACACCUGUGUCGCAUUCAAUGGGCAGGACCGAGACCAGCGUUGGGUCCAGCUCAGAGUUCUGGGGGAGCUGACCAUCACAGGCCUGCCCUCUACGAUGACGGUGCCAGAAGGUGACACGGCCAGGCUGCUGUGUGUGGUGGCAGGAGAAAGUGUGAACAUCAGAUGGUCCAGGAACGGGCUGCCGGUGUGGGCCGAUGGCCACCGUGUCCACCAGUCCCCAGAUGGCACACUGCUCAUCCACAACCUGCAGGCCAGGGACGCGGGCUCCUACACAUGCAGCGCCUACCGUGGAAACCAAGCUGUCAGCCGCAGCACCGAGGUGAAGGUGGUCCCGCCGGCACUGGCCACCCAGCCGAAGGACCCCAGUAGGGACUGCGUCGACCAGCCAGAGCUGGCCAACUGCGACUUGAUCCUGCAGGCCCAGCUCUGCGGCAAUGAAUACUACUCCAGCUUCUGCUGUGCCAGCUGCUCUCGUUUCCAGCCUCCCGCUCAGCCCAUCUGGCAGCGAGGACGAAGGCUUGCUGCAGCCCCAGUUCCGAGACAACGUCUAGGGCUAGGAGCGCGGGAGACCGGCUCUCGCUCUCCCCCGUCUGGCUGGCAGAGGCAGUUAUCCUCCUGAUAACUGGCCUGUCCAAAGCUGCUCCAGCUGUUGGGCAGUCCUCAGCAGGGUCUGCUUCCCUGACUUAAUAACCAUAGCUGCCUGCUGAGUUGUCAAGAAUCUAUUUGGAUAAUUUCCCUCCAGAAUUUCAGUUAUAUAGAAUCAAUUCACUGUGUUUGAAAGCAAACCAGGGUUCUCACUUCAUUUAUAAAGCUAGGUGGUGGUGGGGUUUAAUGAUCUCAAAGUUAAUUCCUAUCUCAUACAGGAACACUAGCUCCUGUUGUGUCAAAGAAGCAUUCUUUGCUAGACUAGAUCUCAUGUGGGGUCCAAAGAGCAAUUCAUUGCUCAAUCUCUCCCGGCCUUCUAGGUAGUACAGCAACCAGCUUCCAAUCUCACCUGUGCGGCACCAUUACCAGCUUGGUGGGUGUGAAAGCUCUUGGCAAAGGGGA